This is a messenger RNA of Emiliania huxleyi CCMP1516, 744 nucleotides long. RefSeq lists its product as hypothetical. The transcript has a single exon. Lineage: Eukaryota; Haptophyta; Isochrysidales; Noelaerhabdaceae. The coding region runs from base 1 to 744 and encodes 247 amino acids. The record is from RefSeq and is a predicted model, not a curated record.
AUGCCAGCAUGCGAGAUUGACAGCAGCCUAGGCGACGAGUUUGCUAUCCUGGAGUCCACCGUGCCCAUCAGCGACCCCGAGAAGCUGCCGGGCACUACACAAAUGGCACCGCCGCCUGCGCCCGCAAGGAGGCGCAUGGCCUACCGGACGGGCUACACGCUGGCGCAAGAGGCGGCGAGGGCGGCCGCGACGCAACAACCGAGCGGCGCCACGCCACCCGCCCAACCAGAGGCGCUGGACGGCCCUUCCUCUCCCGGCGUGAGACCGGACGUGCCAGCCGACGCGACCCGAGGCUCGCCUGAGUACGACAAGUGCGGCACCUUUGGCUGCAUCCUGAGGGAUCGCCACCCUGGGCUUCACGUGUUCGGGCGGCUUCCCGGCAGGCAGGUUGCGGACGGCGCCGAGGCGGCCGCGGCGACUGCGGCAGCGCAGCGGCGCAAGCCGGUGAGCAAGAAGGGGAGCAAGAAGCCCAAGCGCAGCGACGCCGCGCCGGCAAAGGAGGAGGACCUCUGGGCAAACGCAGAGCCCGCGCUGAGGGCCGGCUGGACCGCGGGCGCCCGCUUGGAGUGCUAUUGUGUGCGCAUUCGCCAGUGGACGGGCGCCAAGGCGUUGGACGCCCGCGGCGAGGGCACCUCGCGCGAGCUGUUAGUCCACUACAUGGGCUGGAACUCGAGGUGGGACGAGUGGGUAUGCUUGCGCAGCGGGAGGCUCCGCGCGCCGGAGACGACGCCGGGGCUCGGAUGA